This is a messenger RNA of Chlamydomonas reinhardtii, 1991 nucleotides long. RefSeq lists its product as uncharacterized. The transcript is spliced from 4 exons. NCBI's taxonomy places the organism in Eukaryota, Viridiplantae, Chlorophyta, Chlorophyceae, Chlamydomonadales, Chlamydomonadaceae. The record is from RefSeq and is a predicted model, not a curated record. Bases 124 to 1587 code for a protein of 487 amino acids.
AGAUCCCGCGGGUCAAGGGGCAGAAACCAAGAACGAGGCCGGGCUCUGUAAAACUCCCUAUUCUGAGCAGCAACAAUACACCGCAGCAGCAGCACCUUCAUUUGAACCGAGCAAGUUCAAGCCAUGUCGGCACCGGAAGGUACUUCGGGGCCCGGCAGCGUUAGCAGCCCGCCGCUACCUGUCUACUUCGAGACUCAGGCCGCCGCGUCGCCGACCGUCCGCGGCGGCCCCGGUUCAGGCGCCGAGCAGGAACCCAGCAGCAGCGCGGGUCCCGACAUCGACACCGAAACCUGUCAUCUCGGCACCGACGCGGCUGCUGCUGGCCGCGGCCGCGCAGCGGCUGCUCCUACUGCUGCUGCUGCUGACGCGGGAGCGCCGGGUGGUGAGCAGCUGACGUGGCGGCAGGGCCAGCAGGAGCAGCAGCGGCAGAAGCAGGAAGCGGAGGAGGCUAGGGAGGCGGCGGAGGAGGAAGCGGCGGCGGCGGCGUCUCACGAGGCGGCAGUGGCGGCGCUGGGUGGGCUGCACGGCGCGGGUGGGGAGUACGAGGUGACUGGGCCGGUGGACGCCGCGGGCACACUGGGCUCACUGGCUGGAGGCGUGCUGGGUUCCGUGGCGGCCGGCAUUGCGGGCCUCAGCCUCACCGCCGCGUCGGCCGCCGUGGUGGGCGCGGCGGGUGUGGGCACCGCCCUGGGUGCCGCCCUGGGCUACGGCCUCAGCCCCACACGCCACCCGCACCGCCCGCCGCGGCAGCCGCACCAGCCGCCGGAGCUGCCGCCCCGCCGCGGCUCCCUCGGCAGUGGCGGCGGCGGCGGCGGCGGCGCCUCAGAGCCCCUCGGCGCCGGGACCCAGCGGGGCGGCCCCCGGCGGGAGGAGGCGGCGGCGGCGGAGGCCAGGGCGACCCAGCCGGCGGCUGGCGGCCGGACCUGGGGCUGGGGCUGGGGUGGCGGCGGCGGCGGCGGCGGUUUGGAUGGUGGCGAUGUUCCACUCCUGGGUGACGAGGACCUGGCCAUUGAGGCCACAUCCCCACGCGGCAGCGGCGGCGGUGGCCAUGGCGGCGGCGGCGGUCAGAUGCGGCGCCUGAGCGCACCCGUGGGUCUCAUGCCAGCGGCAGCUGCGGCGCCGCCGCCGCCGGGCGGUGUGUUGGGUCGGGAGCAGCCGGCCGAGGGGCCGCACGGGGCUGCCGCCGCCGCCGCGGUGGCGGGCGGUGCGGGCGGUGCGGGGGCCGGCGGCGGCGUGGCGGGUAUGCUGAGCAGUGCGGCGGCGGCGCUGGGGCACGGGCUGGGCGUGACCCACGGCAACACGCCGCGGUGGCAGGCACUGCCCAUUGCGCCCAUGCCGCCGGCUGCGGCGGUGGCGGUGGCGCGUGGGGCGGAUGGGGCGGCGGCGCAUGCGGAGGGGCAGGCGCAGGCCCGCCCGGCGGCGGCGGCGCCGGAGGCGGAGGAGCUGACGGAGUUGCUGCCGCCGGCGUGUCAGGGCGUGAACGCGGGUGUGUACAUGGGGCAUGGGCACACGCUGGCGGAGGAGGAGGCGGAGGGGGAGGGGGGAGGGGCGCUGUUGGGGGGGCGACAGGGAGAGCGCCGGGCGUAGAGUCGUUUGGUCGAUUGCAUUGGAAGAGAGAACUCAUGCAUGUUGAUGUCGCGUGGUGCGCGCACAGGUGGUGUGCGCGACUGAGGCUGCGGUGGGCGGCGGGCAGUGGGGACGUUGGCAACUAAGUAGAAAGCAUUUGCAGGCCGCGUUAGGAUGAAGAACACACUAUGCCACGAAGGGGGGGGGCGGACGCGUUGUGGGGGUCGUAGCCUCCAGCCGACGUGGCGGUGUGGGCGUGUGUGUGGCGUCCGAGGGGGCCGGGAGUCAUGAGCCGGUCACGCCUUCCCGCGAGGCGGCGGAUUGGCGUCUUAGCGAGAUGCAGGAACGAACACGGUAAAAUUGAAGUGCUGCACGCCAAUGCGCCAAAAGUAAGCAUUGACGGCAGCAUAAAUCCCUGUUGAUGC